Messenger RNA from Sinocyclocheilus rhinocerous, 2271 nucleotides. RefSeq names its product protocadherin gamma-A2-like. The transcript is spliced from 5 exons. Gene Ontology annotation, molecular function: calcium ion binding. Gene Ontology annotation, cellular component: plasma membrane. Bases 1 to 2271 code for a protein of 756 amino acids. Gene Ontology annotation, biological process: homophilic cell-cell adhesion. The record is from RefSeq and is a predicted model, not a curated record. NCBI's taxonomy places the organism in Eukaryota, Metazoa, Chordata, Actinopteri, Cypriniformes, Cyprinidae.
AUGUCGGUUCUUUGUUGUUUUUACUCCCAAAGAAGCUCAUCUUCGACGCGGAUUUCAUCAUGGCUAAUGCAGUCUCUGGUGCUGUGCGUCUUUGUCAUGACCGUUGCGCGCGGGCAGGUCCGUUAUUCUGUUCCAGAGGAGAUGACAAAGGGCUCGCUGGUGGGAAAUAUCGUUCAGGAUCUCGGUUUGGAUGUAAAGAGGCUGAAAUCUGGUCGAGCGCGGAUCUUUACGGAGGACAGUCGUGAGUACAUCGGUCUGAAUGUGGAUAAAGGGACUCUGGUAGUGAAAGAGAGGAUAGAUAGAGAGGAGCUGUGCGCCCAAGUAUCUCCCUGCUCCUUACAUUUUCAGAUCAUUCUAGAAAAUCCAAUUGAGCUCCAUAGAAUCGAUGUGGAAAUAUUAGAUAUCAAUGAUCAUGCUCCAGUUUUUGUUAGAAAGGAAAUAAGCUUUCAAAUAAGUGAGCUGGCUGUUCCUGGAGCCAAAUUUUCUUUAGAUAAUGCGCAAGAUUCUGAUGUGGGUUUAAAUACCCUUCAGAAAUACACACUCAAUCCGACUGAUAAUUUUUCUCUGAAAGAACAGAUGGGUAAUGAUGGAUUGAAAUAUGUUGAAAUGAUUCUACAAAAAACACUAGAUAGAGAAACUCAAGAGGAGCAUAAAUUAAUAUUGACGGCAUUUGAUGGCGGCAGUCCUCAGAAAUCAGGCACUAUUAAAAUAAGUGUUCUUGUAAUCGACGCAAAUGACAAUGCUCCUGUGUUUAGUCUCCCCGUGUAUAGAGUUUCCUUAUUAGAGAAUUCAGCAAAGGGCACUGAUGUUGUGAGCGUGACUGCAACUGAUAAAGACAAAGGCACGAAUGCUGAAAUGGCGUAUUCCUUCUCACCAACAUCAGGAAAGGCUUUAGAACUGUUCAAUAUAGAUUCACAAAGUGGUGACAUUAUUGUUAACGGUGACCUGGAUUUCGAGAAGUCAAAACAUUUUCAAUUGCAUGUUGAAGCAACAGAUAAAGGUGGCUUAACAGAUUCCAGUAAAGUUAUUAUCGAAUUAAUUGACGUUAAUGACAAUGCACCCAUGAUAAGCGUAAUUUCAUUUUCUAACCCAAUACCCGAGGACGCAGCGCCAGAGACUGUGAUAGCGAUGCUGAAUGUCAAAGAUUUAGAUUCAGGGAGAAACGGACAGGUUAAAUGUUCUAUUGCUCCAAAUUUGCCAUUCAAAAUACAGUCAUCCACCUCAAAUUUCUAUAGUGUGACAACCGAUCAAUUAUUAGACCGUGAAAAAAUAUCCGAAUAUAAUAUCACAAUAACAGCUAUUGAUGAGGGCUCACCCUCUUUCUCUACUAAUAAAACACUGACUCUGAAAAUCUCUGAUGUCAAUGACAACGCCCCUGUGUUUCAGCGUCAGUCAUACACAGCAUAUGUGAUGGAAAACAAUUCACCCGGAGUCUCUGUCUUAUCUGUUAAAGCGCAUGACAAAGACUCUGGCAAUAACGCGCGUAUGGCUGUUGUUUCUUUUCUCUUUAUCGUGUCUAUCAUCGCCAUACUUGGGACAGAGGAUUUGGAUUAUGUCGGUUCUUUGUUGUUUUUACGCCCAAAGAGGCGCAUCUUCGACGCGGAUUUCAUCAUGGCUAAUGCAGCCUCUCGUGCUGUGCGUCUUUGUCAUGACCGUUGCGCGCGGGCAGAAAAUUCAGCUCCCGAGACUGUGAUAGCGAUGCUGAAUGUCAAAGAUUUAGAUUCGGGGAAAAAUGGACAGGACGGAGGAAAUCCUCCUCUCAGCAGCAACGUGAGCGUGAAAAUAAUGAUUCAGGACCAGAAUGACAACGCGCCUCAGGUUCUGUAUCCGGUCCAGUCAGGCGCUUCUGUGGUGGCUGAAAUAGUGCCUCGUUCUGCAGAUGUGGGUUAUCUGGUGACUAAAGUGGUGGCUGUUGAUGUGGACUCUGGACAGAAUGCCUGGCUCUCAUAUAAACUGCAGAAAGCCACAGACAGGGCGCUGUUUGAAGUGGGCUUACAGAAUGGAGAAAUAAGAACUGUGCGCCAAGUGACAGAUAAAGAUGCUGUGAAACAAAGACUCACUGUUGUAGUGGAGGACAACGGGCAGCCCUCUCGAUCAGCUACAGUCAAUGUUAACGUGGCGGUGGCGGACAGCUUCCCUGAAGUGCUCUCGGAGUUCACUGACUUUACGCACGACAAGGACUACAACGACAACCUGACUUUCUAUCUGGUCUUGGCCUUGGCUGUAGUUUCGUUUCUCUUUAUCGUGUCUAUCAUCGCCAUACUUGAAUAG